GUCUUCCAGAGCUACAUUCCUCGGGUGCCCCUGCCCGGGCUGUAAUAAGGAGGGGGCAGGCACACAUGGCAGGCUGGUGGCAGCUGCACUGAGACACAGCUGGGAAGAGCAGCAUGCAGCAGGAAGGCGCUGCCCCCGGCUCCCCCAUAGCUCUGCUGACUCUGGAGGGAACGGCGCUGGUGCAAUGAGGGGCAGCAACGGCAGCAUCCCCGGGAGGGGGCGCAGAGUAUGUAUGACCAACUGCCCCACUCUCAUUGUGAUGGUGGGUCUCCCAGCCCGAGGCAAGACUUACAUCUCCAAGAAAUUGACUCGCUAUCUGAACUGGAUUGGGGUUCCAACCAAAGAAUUUAAUGUCGGGCAGUACCGCAGGGAUCUUGUCAAGUCUUUCAGGUCCUUUGAGUUCUUCCUACCAGAUAAUGAAGAAGGCCAGAAAAUACGAAAACAAUGUGCCUUACUGGCUUUAAAUGAUGUCAAGAAAUAUCUGGCAGAGGAAGGUGGACAUGUAGCAGUUUUUGAUGCGACAAACACAACCCGCGAGCGACGGGAGACCAUCCUUAAGUUUGCUGAUCAGCAUGGCUUCAAAACUUUCUUUGUGGAAUCUGUGUGUGUGGAUCCGGAGGUCAUCGCUGAGAACGUUGUGCAAGUGAAGUUGGGCAGCCCAGACUAUCUGGACUGCACCAGUGAGGAGGCCGCAGAUGAUUUCAUGAAGAGGAUAGAGUGCUACAAGAAUUCCUACGAGACGCUGGACGAGAACCUUGACAAGGAGCUGUCGUACAUUAAGAUCAUGGAUGUUGGCCGUAGAUAUCUAGUUAACCGUGUUGUGGAUCAUAUCCAGAGCCGGAUUGUUUACUACCUCAUGAAUAUCCAUGUGACCCCACGAUCCAUCUACAUGUGUCGACAUGGGGAGAGCGAUCUGAAUGUGGAGGGGCGCAUUGGAGGAGAUUCUGGCCUGUCUAAUCGAGGAAAGGAGUUUGCAAAGUGCUUGGCUGAGUACAUCCAUGAGCAGAACAUCCAUGAUCUGAAAGUGUGGACGAGUCAGAUGAAGAGGACUAUACAGACCGCAGAAGCUCUUGGAGUCCCGUACGAGCAGUGGAAGACCCUGAAUGAGAUUGAUGCUGGCGUAUGUGAAGAGAUGCGGUAUGAAGAAAUUCAGGAAUCCUUUCCUCUGGAGUUUGCUCUGCGCGACCAAGAUAAAUACAGAUACCGUUAUCCAAAGGGAGAGUCUUAUGAGGACUUGGUGCAGCGUCUUGAGCCAGUCAUUAUGGAGCUGGAACGGCAGGAGAACGUGAUGGUUAUCUGCCAUCAAGCAGUCAUGCGAUGCCUGCUGGCCUAUUUCUUGGACAAAACUGCAGAUGUACUGCCUUACCUCAAGUGCCCCCUACACACUGUCCUGAAGCUUACCCCUGUAGCUUACGGUUGUAAAGUGGAAGCGGUCUGUCUAAAUGUGGAUGCAGUAAACACGCACAGGGAUAAACCUGAGAACGUAGAUAUAUCCCGCUCGCCCGAGGCAGCCCUGAUAACUGUGCCUGACCACCGUGGACCCAAUAAUGAAUGUUGAUGUUGAUCGCUCCAGUGAAGAAGCGCUGAAGACAGUACCGAACCAUCUUUAGCCAUAUCCUCCAUUUAUUACAGUGCAGUACCCUCUGGCAGCUGGUGGGGUUAAAGCGUAUAACCUCUAUAGUCAUUGCUGCUGUUUAACAAUGUUACUACAGGCACCGUUUUUAGUGUUCAGGUGGUAUAUAUGUUAUUUUUUUUUUUUAAGUCACAAAUAUUGUGAUAAUCGGUUUAAGCACUCCUUUUUAUAUAUCGGGAACAUAUAUUGAUGUCGUUUUCAUAGCUUUGUUUGGCCAUUUCAAUGCAUUUUCCUCUCAAACUAUGGCAGCUAUGCCAUCUCGCCACAUCCAGGUUAAAGGGAGUCUGUCUCCAAAUUUUCACCCAUUAAACUAUCAGCAAUGGCCAGCAGAACGUUGCCCAAGCAUGCUAGACAUACCUUCUGUUGUUUCUGUCUGUAGUGAAUGUCCUGGAAAAGCACUUUUAAUAGUAUGAGACAAUAGAUGUAAAGUGCUUUACUUUUCAAAGUGCCCAUGCCGUCAACCCGUCCCCGUGCGGUGUUCCACCCUUAAGCUCCAAUGUCACUCUGAUGCAACCCUUCCCUGCUGCUUGCUCCUCCUGUAAGCUGUGCCUCUCAUCCUCCCCCUCUCCCCUGACGUCAAGGAGAUGCUUUGGCAAACAUUGCUGCACUUCUGUCUUCUGCAUAGAACAUUCCCUCUAGUGGGGAGUUACCUAAGGGGAUUGUUUUGGGCAUGCGCCGGAAGUGCAACAUACAUUGCCUGCACAAGACUUUCCGAAGCGCCUCCCUGACGUCGGGGGAGAGGGGAGGAUGCCAAGAACAGCCUACUGGAGGAGCAAGCGGUGGAGAAGCACCUCCCUGACAUCAGGGGAGAGGGGGAGGAUGCCAGGAACAGCCUACUGGAGGAGCAACGGGUGGAGAAGCACCUCCCUGACGUCAGGGGAAGGAUGCCAGGAACAGCCUACUGGAGGAGCAAGCGGUGGAGAAGCACCUCCCUGACGUCAGGGGAGAGGUGGAGGAUGCCAGGAACAGCCUACUGGAGGAGCAAGCGGUGGAGGAUGCCAGGAACAGCCUACUGGUGGAGAAGCGCCUCCCUGACGUCAGGGGAGAGGGGGAGGAUGCCAGGAACAGCCUACUAGAGGAGCAAGCGGUGGAGAAGCACCUCCCUGAUGUCAGGGGAGAGGGGGAGGAUGCCAAGAACAGCCUACUGGAGGAGCAAGCAGUGGAGAAGCACCUCCCUGACGUCAGGGGAGAGGGGGAGGAUGCCAGGAACAGCCUACUGGAGGAGCAAGCAGUGGAGAAGCACCUCCCUGACGUCAGGGGAGGAUGCCAGGAACAGCCUUCUGGAGAAGCAAGCGGUGGAGAAGCACUGCAUCAGAGUGACUUUGGUGGAGGGGGGAGGAAACUAUUGCAGCUUAGGGGAGGUACACAGCGCGGAGAGGGGCAGCAGGCUUUGGCGAAAAUUGGAGUCAUUUUCCAUACAAUUAAAACUGCUUUUAUAGGACAUUCACUAGAGACAGAGUGAAAAUUUGGUGACAGACUCCCUUUUAAAGGGGUUAUCCAACUGCCUAUAAUGACCCUCCCCCUCCUCAGUGCCCCUCAUAUAGGUUUAUACCUACUUUGCUCCCUGCACAGCCGCCGCUGCAUCUUCCUCUCGCAGGUAUCGCCCGCUAUGCUAUUGGUGACGCACACCCCCACAUGUAUCCGGUUGUUUUGAUCUGUACAAUGGGGAGAUGCAUUGGCGGCAAUACAGGUAUCAGAAGGGACGCUGGUGCUGGGGAGCAGGGUAAGUAUAAUCUAUAUAAGGUGCCAGGGCAUUGGGGUGUCAUUAUAGGGGUUGGAUAACCCCUUUUAAGAACACAAGCAACCUAUGAAUUUCUUCUGACACCAGCGAAUCGGCAGUGGAGUGCUGCUAUUCUGCCACCAGAGGGCAGACACUUCACAUUCACUGUGCAGCUGCAGGCUAUAUGAAGUGUUUCUGAACCUCUCAUUUAUGUUGCACUAUACCAGGGGUCAGCAACCUUCGGCACACCAGAUUUUGUGAAACUCCCAGCAUGCACAGUUGCUCAGCUCUUGGAAUUCCAAUAGAAGUGAGUGGAGCAUGCUCGGAGUUGUUGUUUCCCAAUGGCUGGAGGUUGCUGAUCCCUGCACAAUACUGUGCCAUGCAGAGCGUUUGGUGUUCACAGGAAAAUUGCAUUGCCUUGUUAGUUUUAAGCCAUCUGAUGCCUAAAUGAAGGCAUGCAGCAGAGGUAGAGGUGCUUGGACCUCUUGUGAUGGGCAUUUUGGAUGAUGAGCUCUACUUUCUGCCAUAAUUACUGUUAUGGUAGCUUUAUAUAAAAGGAAAAAUCCAACUGUAGGAGUUAUUAUUUAGUUUCAUAUAGUUCUUUUACCCAUCCUGGUUUGUCAGACUGACCUAUGGAGUUGCAAUCAAUGCAGUGUAACACAAGCUUUAUUGGAACCCCUUUUAUUUGCAUUGCCAAAAAAUGGUUCCUAGAAUUACAGGUCAUUGCGUGUAAAGCACAAGAAGGGUUUGCAGAAAGCAUUUG
Molecule: messenger RNA, 4116 nt
Organism: Bufo gargarizans (Asiatic toad)
Lineage: Eukaryota; Metazoa; Chordata; Amphibia; Anura; Bufonidae
Product: 6-phosphofructo-2-kinase/fructose-2,6-bisphosphatase 4-like
Exons: 15
Coding region: 185-1558 (457 amino acids)
Biological process (GO): fructose metabolic process; fructose 2,6-bisphosphate metabolic process
Cellular component (GO): cytosol
Molecular function (GO): ATP binding; 6-phosphofructo-2-kinase activity; fructose-2,6-bisphosphate 2-phosphatase activity
Source: RefSeq, a predicted model, not a curated record